Daldinia loculata is the source of this 915-nucleotide messenger RNA. Its product is annotated as ribosome recycling factor. Gene Ontology annotation, molecular function: ribosomal large subunit binding. NCBI's taxonomy places the organism in Eukaryota, Fungi, Ascomycota, Sordariomycetes, Xylariales, Hypoxylaceae. The transcript has 2 exons. Bases 1 to 915 code for a protein of 304 amino acids. Gene Ontology annotation, cellular component: mitochondrion. The record is from RefSeq and is a predicted model, not a curated record. Gene Ontology annotation, biological process: translation.
AUGCGAGCCACAGCUACCAGAGCACUGCUGCGACAAAGCCGAGCUCGUCCCGAGCUUGGGAGAGUCCACGACGUAAUCCGCAUCCUAGACACCACCACCGUCACCCCGCCAUCCCUUCGCCCAUGCAUCCUCCUACCCCAACACCCCGCGGGUAGCAGCAACCUUCGUGCCCUACACACGACCUCACCCGUGUGGAAGAGCAAAGCACCCAAGGACAAGACGCGCGAAGACCACAAGAAGCAAGCGUCCGUCGCCCGCGGGAGCAGCAGCAGCAACAGCAGCAGCAGCGCGGACGCCGAAGCCGACGACCCCAACGGGCCCAAGCACCCGUCCGCCAACCCCGAAGAGCCGCUCAACUUCGCAGACGUAGAGUCGCGCAUCCGCCGCCACGACGAGCACCACCGGGAGCUGCUCAAGAAGCUGCGGGCGGGGGGCCGCUUCAACCCGGACGUGGUGGGGGCGCUGCGCGUGCAGCCGGACCGCAAGGACCCGGGGGUCACGUACCCGCUGCGGGAAGUCGCGCAGGUGAUAUCGCGGGGCGGGCGCACCAUCAGCCUGAUCGCGCACGAGGCCGCGUACGUCAAGCCCAUCAUGAGCGCCGUCCAGGCCAGCGCCGACUUCAACCAGCAGCCGCAGCGGGACCCGGACAACGAGCUCGAGCUGAUCCUGAAGAUCGAGCCCGAGACGCGGGACGACCUGCUCAGGCGCGCGAAAGCCGUGUGCAAUGAUUGGAGGGAUAGGGUCAGGAGCGUGCGCCAGAAACGCGAUAAGCAGCAUGCGACGUGGCGCAAGAACAACGAGAUCGGUCCCGAUCUCAAGAGGACGGCGGAUAAGGAGCUGGAUAAGAUUAUUAAGGCUAAGAUGGUGGAGAUUGAUGAUUUGGAGAAGGAGGCGCUUAAGAGUCUGCCUGUUUAA